Medicago truncatula (barrel medic) is the source of this 1479-nucleotide messenger RNA. RefSeq lists its product as uncharacterized. Bases 27 to 968 code for a protein of 313 amino acids. Lineage: Eukaryota; Viridiplantae; Streptophyta; Magnoliopsida; Fabales; Fabaceae. The transcript has 5 exons. The record is from RefSeq and is a predicted model, not a curated record.
GAAAUAUUUCUCAAGAAAGAUUACAAAUGGAUGUUGUAGCCAAAUUCCCAACCAGAGUUUCAUGCCAUUAUCCGGGAAUAUACUUAGACAUUAAAAAGAGACUCACCCUCAGUUUCUCGCCUCGCAAAACAACAUGCAAUUUGCACAAAAAGAUAGAGAUACAACAAAGAAGCAUUUGUGUCAAGAAUGUCAAAAACGGAACUUGGGAUAGCAAUAGAAUUUCAGCCAUAUUAUCAAAAAGAGGCCCCAAAUCCGGGAAAAAUUCAAUGUCUCCAGCAGAGAUAGUAGAUCACUUCUACACAUGUAUCAAUGAGAAAGAGCUAAAACAAUUGGAUGAAUACAUAUCACAAGAUGCUUGCUUUUAUGACUAUACCUUCAUCAAUCCAUUUCAAGGAAAGAAGGAAGUGAUGCAUUUCUUACAGCAGCUUACUGCUGGCAUGGGCCAGAAUGUGAAAUUCAUAGUCAAAAAUAUAUGUGAGGGAGAUGAUUUAACUGUGGCGGCAAAAUGGCACUUAGAAUGGAAAAAGGAACAAAUCCCAUUCACAACAGGCUGCAGCUUCUUCCAAUUAGAAAAAGUAGAAGAAAACAUGACAAUUAGGAGAGCUGAGAUAUUUAUUGAAUCACUAGUCAAACCUGGAAGCAUAGUUUUGACUGUGUUGAAGACCAUGACUUCAUUGUUUGAUGACUUUCCAAAUGCAGCUGAAUGUGAGUUAAACAUGGUUUAUAGGUUUUUCAUUGACUCUAAAUCAACCCAAAAAUAUCCAUUAACAUACAUGCAUGUUCCUGCAGGGUUCUUACGAAGACCUCAUGCAAUACUAAUAUGGAUAAUGAAAAUUUACAAUAUACUUGUAGCACCUUUCCUUAAUCCACUACUAGAUAGCUACAUAAAGCUAUGGAGCUUCAUGAUACGAUUGCUAAGCUACGCAUUCAGUGCUGCGAUGUUUAUUUCUAAGACUAUAUUUAAGUAGAGGCUAUGAUAUCUCACAUCACUUGCUGUCCUCAUCGGUGCUGCGGUUCCACCAUGUAUCCAACAACGAGAGUGCAACCAACGAUCCUAUAACAGGAGGAAGUGGUGGAGGCCGGCUAUGGGCGACUAUUGGGUCAUUCAUCUCUUUAGUAGCUAGCCCCAUCUCGCCAGAUUCAUCUUUUUCUUGUUUCUUAGGUGCCAAUAUACCUAUAUUAAUGCAAAAUAUCAUUUCAAAACAAAAUGUUGUUUCAAGUACAAAAUUUUAAUAUUUUUCUUAUAUUUAAAAGUUCCCAUUGUUCAACACUCCAACUAGUAUCUAACAGUAAAAACUAUAUUAUCUAACAAACUCAGAAUCAAUAUGAUCAUUGCAAUUUAUAUAGAAAUCAAAGCGAUUGCACAUACCCUGUGAUCCAUUCACUUGGUACACCGGCUUAAAUCUGUUUUUCGCACGCAGCAGUAGAAAUGCAACAAGUCCACGCAUGAACUUUAUCUAUAGCUAUAUAGUUACUCAC